This is a messenger RNA of Trichomonas vaginalis G3, 633 nucleotides long. RefSeq names its product pectin lyase-like family. Lineage: Eukaryota; Parabasalia; Trichomonadida; Trichomonadidae. The coding region runs from base 1 to 633 and encodes 210 amino acids. The transcript has a single exon. The record is from RefSeq and is a predicted model, not a curated record.
AUGAACAGUACAAUCCUCCAAGGUACAAUUUCUAAUGGAGGAAAUCGCGAUGUAACAUAUGGAAUGAUUUACCAAGAUUCAGGUGAUUCAUCUCUUUCAAACACAAACAUUACUAACUGCAUUUCAAUACAGGCUACAGCUUUUCUAUAUUUUUUUAUUAAGCCUGCAGCAAAGGUCAAAUUUUGUAAUUUUGAAAAUUUGGAAGCAACUCGAAGUGCUAUCACUCAUUUUGAGAGAGCUGAUGGGAUAAUUGAAAGAUGUAAUUAUAUAAAUAAUUUCCAAGCAAAACAAGAUCAUGGUAUAGUUCAUGAAUUUAUGAAAAAACUUGACGUUUUACAUUCAUUUUUCAAAGACAAUCUAAAGAACAAAGAUGGGGCUUUAUUUUAUGCAAAACAAGGACAAAUUUAUAUAUAUAAUUGCAGUAUUGAUAACUAUACACAAUAUACAUCGGAUGGAACUAUAUCCACAUCAGAAAUGCCAAUAAAACCAUUUUACAAUGACUUAAAGUUCAUUGGAACAAGUCCAUGUGAAGGUCCGUUACUAAUUGCACAAAAUAAAGACAAAAAAGAUUCAAUUUAUAAAAAUAUCAAAUUAUUAUCAUUAAUUAACCUUUUUAUAAAACCAUUUAAAUAA